UGCUCCUUGACCUUGCGCUCAAACCACGCCCGCGGGAUGUCGUCAGCCGUUUUAAUGCGCGAACGGGACUUUUAUUAUGGUGUGGUGUUGUGACGUCACGCCUGCGCUGUAGUGAUUCGGCGGAAGAAAGGACAAGCUCAGAGAAACUCCUGACAUCUGCAGGACAAACUGCUGAAGAUGAUGUUUAUUAAAGAGGAGAGUAUAGACUUCAGGAUUGAAGAAGUGUUCAGUCUGAAACAUGAAAACACGGAGGAACAAACAGCUGUGUGCAGGAAUCCUUCAAAGCUGGUCCACUGCUUGAUUUGCCAUAAGCCCCAGGCCAAAAUUGAACACCAUCUAAGCAAUAUGUGCUUACGGGAUGCGGAGGAUGGCUGUAUCCAGCAAGAAGUCUCGAGGGCCAAGGAGUCACAAGAGACGUGGACAAGAGAGGGGAGGAUUAUGAAUAUUUCUGAGGUCAAGAAAUUGGUCAGGGAGGACCCGUCUUGUGACUCCUUGGCAGAGUACUUCCGGUCAAAGGGAUUCCUCAUCAGAGAAGAGCGUGACAGUGCUGCCAUCCAGGAGUCUGAAAUCCUUGCUCUCGCUGAGGAGGACAUGGGUGAGGUGUCCAACCGCCUCAGCCAACAGAAAGGGGUCCCUGCAAAGACCAAGACGGUCUUCCGGAGCUUCUGCCUCGCCACAAUGAUGUGGGUCCAUCACCUGGGUCCUGCCAGCAUUAAAGAGUUCAAGGUCCAGGAAUGGAACGACAGGGCGACAGAGGGAGAUGGAGUCGUUGUAAAGCUGUCCAAAGGAAGCAUAAAGUUGAACAAAAAAGAAGAACAUUGGUUGGACUGCUACUUCAAGCACAUCCGGCCAGAAUAUUUAAAGGCUCAACCUCCGAAGGGAGACGACAGGGACCGGUUCUUCCUGGGAGCUUCAGGACUUCCUCUUUGUAACCCAACAGCCGAUGUGCACCGACUACGAGAAAAGUACGUCAAGAGGCUGCAGGAGAGACCUACGCCACCAGCAGAGCCACAGGCAGGAAUGGUGGUCAAUCCACGCUGGCCGACUGCUGAGGAGGAGCCACCACAGGUGCUGGAGAGGACAUCUCCACCUACUCCAGUGGUGCAGCUCCCAACUCCGAGGUUUUGGGGAGCUUUUGAAGACCUGUUUCCCGUUACCCUUCACGGGAAGCCUCCGACAAAGGUGCAGGCAGCAGAGGCAGGAUUCGAGGACCGCAGCUACUACCACUACUGGAGGAGGCUUCAGUACAAGCUGCGGGUACAGUAUACUCUUGAGCAAUCCACUGACAGGACUGGCCAAAAACCCCCGGCGUCUCGUGUCCAGCGGGCCAUUGCCAAGGAGACCAGGUGGACCACUAAUGUGCCCUCCGUGGGCAGUGUUCUGCUGGCGUGGGUGCCCUGCCAGGAACCGUCCCCUGUCGCAAAUGACCCUCUCCUCAUUGCUUCCGUGGUCCAUCAGAAGUGGAAAGGGCUGGCCAUUAAGCACUUCGAGGGGAAAGGCAAAGGGGUCAUCGCCACCAUGGAGUUCCAGAGGAACCAGGUCGUGUGCGACUACCACGGUGAAGUGGUCUCCAAGCGGGAAGGGGAGCGGAGGCUGGAGACCCUCACCGGGGAGCCGUCAUACCUGUUUUUCUUCAAGGGCAAGGGUGGCAAGCCUCUCUGCAUCGAUGCACAGAAGUUCCCCUGUGACUGCCACCCAGACAAAGACACUUUUGGGAGGAGGAUGAAUAAUUCCCGAAGGAGAAAUAAUUUGCGGCGUCAGAUAGUUUCCUUAAACUGUCCUAAUGGACCCAGGGAAUGUGUUCUGUUCUUCGCUCUACGGGACAUUGCUGUCAAUGAGGAACUCCUGUGGGACUAUGGCAUUCAUAGAGCAUCAUUCAGAGGGGAAGGGAGAGGUCUUCCAUGGCUUGAUGACUGACGUGGUCUCAAA
Sinocyclocheilus rhinocerous is the source of this 1929-nucleotide messenger RNA. RefSeq lists its product as uncharacterized. Gene Ontology annotation, molecular function: transcription regulator activity; protein binding; histone H4K20 methyltransferase activity. NCBI's taxonomy places the organism in Eukaryota, Metazoa, Chordata, Actinopteri, Cypriniformes, Cyprinidae. Gene Ontology annotation, cellular component: nucleus; polytene chromosome. The transcript is spliced from 10 exons. The record is from RefSeq and is a predicted model, not a curated record. The coding region runs from base 178 to 1917 and encodes 579 amino acids. Gene Ontology annotation, biological process: regulation of DNA damage response, signal transduction by p53 class mediator; regulation of transcription by RNA polymerase II.